AUGGAGAACUAUGAGCGUGGCGAGAAGCUGGGAGAGGGAGCAUGGGGUGUCGUCACAUCAGCGACGCAAAAAGCGACCGGGCGCGUCGUGGCUAUCAAGAAGAUCGCCAUGAAGCUGGGGAAGUACACGGAGGGGGCGAACUUCACGGCGCUGCGAGAGAUCAAGCUUCUUCAGGAGCUCAAGCACGAUCACAUCAUUGAGCUGGUGGAUGUCUUUCUCAUCCACGAGGACCUCAACCUGGUGUUCGAGUUCUGCGAGACCGACCUCGAGUCUAUCCUCAUGGAGCAGAGCGUUAUCCUGAAGCCCGAGCACGUGAAAUGCCACAUGAAAAUGUUGCUCGAGGGACUCGGGUACCUGCACGACAACUUCGUGCUGCAUAGGGAUCUGAAGCCCAACAACUUGCUGUACGCAAGCGACGGCAAGCUUAAGCUGGCCGAUUUCGGGCUCGCGAGGUCUUACGGCAGUCCUGGCCGACACAUGACUCCGACGGUAGUCACGCGAUGGUACAGGCCGCCAGAGCUGUGCUUCGGAUGCCACGAGUACGGUGCGGCGGUGGACAUGUGGGGGGUAAGCAAGCUCUUGGGUAUCGUGGUUGGAUGCAUCUUUGCGGAGCUCAUGUGCCGAAGACCGCUGUUUCCGGGCGUCAGCGACGUGGACCAAGUGGCGCGGAUUUUCCAAGUCAUGGGAACUCCCACCGACGAAAGCUGGCCGGAACACUGCGCUCUCCCGGACUUCGUGGAGUUCAAGCCGCAGCCCCCCGUCGACCUGAGCUCUCUCCUGUCCGCGGCAUCCCCCGAUGCGAUGGACCUCCUGCUUCGGCUCCUCGUGCUGCGGCCGGACAAGCGGGCCACAGCUAGGGAGGCGCUGCGACACCCGUACUUCGCCAAGCACGAGCCGAAGCCGUGCGAGCCGUCGGAGUUGGCACUGCCGAUACCGGAGGAACGGAAGAACAAGGUGGCCAAAGCAGACGUGGCUACGUUUGACUGAUGGCACGACGGCUUGCCUCAUGCGACGGUUGACAUCACCGGCCCCGGCAGUCAUCGCGAAAACUAAAAUGGUCUACCGUAAUUGUCGGAGAGGUGGCACCCCCGUGUUAGCGUUUUUUUGUAGCGCAUUUCACCACAACCAGGGGGAUACUGUUACACUGCCGAAAAGGGUAGUUUUGAAAACAUCUCGUGGAGGGCUUUCCUAAGAGGCAUCAUCGGUUGGUGUUCGCACGCUCCUAGUUGUGGAAAAAUACGCUAAACGAAAACGAUAGCAUAGCACGGGGUUGCCAUAUCUCCGACUCUUACGGUAUCUUAGGGACUACGACCAUGCACGCAUUUGUAGUUUUAGUCCCUUCCCCCCCACCCCGGCUUGUAGUGUGGUUUUCUAUUUUUCGUCAACGUGCUCGACCUCGUCGAUAAAGUCCCACCUGAGCGAAGAAAUCGGCGUGUCCGACGAUUGUGAUGAGAGUGGGCAAGGGCUGCGUCGUGCCCUGUGAUGGGGGUGGAAUAUUACGUAUCCACGGAUCUUGAAACUCGCAACGUACUUU
Ectocarpus siliculosus is the source of this 1534-nucleotide messenger RNA. The record is from the annotation of a GenBank genome assembly. NCBI's taxonomy places the organism in Eukaryota, Phaeophyceae, Ectocarpales, Ectocarpaceae.